Molecule: messenger RNA, 2553 nt
Organism: Syngnathoides biaculeatus (alligator pipefish)
Lineage: Eukaryota; Metazoa; Chordata; Actinopteri; Syngnathiformes; Syngnathidae
Product: immunoglobulin superfamily containing leucine-rich repeat protein 2-like
Exons: 2
Coding region: 228-2261 (677 amino acids)
Molecular function (GO): protein binding
Source: RefSeq, a predicted model, not a curated record
GUCUGUGUCGGUAAUUGACUAACGUGGGGCAGAUAGAGCAAAACGCAGAUACGCGUUCUUUUUUUUUCACAGCGAAGGGCUGACUUUCAGCCUUCCAACUUGGAAUUACCAGUUGCCGUUCGGACUGGGGAAGGGGUGGGGGGCGAAAAAGAAAAAAGAAAGACGGUAGCCUUGUCGGAGCUCCUCUCACGCAUGAACAAACAAGUGAAGGCAGGCAGGAGCUGAAAAUGGCUGCCAGAGUCCUGUACUUAACCGUGGUGAUUUCCACACUAUUCGGUGCCUUACUUGGAUGUCCAACAGUUUGUACCUGCUCAGUCAGAUUUCGACAUUAUUUUGUGGAUUGCUCCUACAGAGACUUGGUUGAAAUCCCAACUCCCGUGCCCCCUAAUGUUAGCACUAUCAGUUUCUCAGCAAACAAGAUCAGUAUGGUACCACAAGGCAUUUUUGACAACGUCACCCAGAUGUUGUCGCUAUGGAUGGGCCACAAUGAAAUUGUCUCCAUCGAGCCAGGAAGCCUCACUCCCAUGGUUCUGCUGCGUAAUUUGGACAUCAGCCACAAUAAAAUAGUUGACUUCCCAUGGGGGGAUCUGCAGAAUCUAACUGCCCUGCAGUUUCUGAAGAUGAACCACAAUGAGUUGGUCACUCUGCCCAGAGAUGCCUUCGUUAAUCUCAAAAACCUCAGGUCCCUUCGUCUUAACAAUAACAAGUUCUCGACUAUAGCUGAGGGGACAUUUGAUUCUUUGAUGUCUUUAUCCCAUUUACAGCUCUUCGACAAUCCUUUUGCAUGCACUUGUUACAUAGACUGGUUUCGAGAUUGGCUUUCAACGACUACCAUCUCCAUCCCUCAACACAACUUGAUCAAUUGCGCUACUCCAGCGACACUUGAAGGAGAAAUGAUAGUGAACUUACCUGCUUCAAAAUGCACCCACCCAAAUGUCACAAUAUGGACUGAGCCAAAUAUAGACCACAGGACUUUGUACGAGGGCGACGAUUUGGUCUUACAUUGUGAGUAUCAAGGGACCCCAGAGCCAUUGGUCACAUGGAAUAUUCCCAGUCAAGCACACGAACUGAACCAGACUUUUACAGAGAAUCCAUCAAAUGAUGGGUCCUUAUUGUCAAAUAAUUCUGUCCAAGUCUUUAAUAACGGAACCGUCAUCCUCUCACACCUCAGCGCAGACGUUGGAGGCAACUACACUUGUUCUGCCUCAAAUGAAUUUGGCACUGCGGUAGGCUGGAUUUUUGUCAAAGUGGCGUCUGCGUCAGAACAAACAUCCGCAAAGGACAAGACCACGAAAGUGCUUUACAGUCCAACACAGCAACCAAUAAAGUCAACAACUGGAAUGUUUGUUUUUGAUUCUGUUUCGCCCACCAAAGAGAUGAACCCACAGCCUUUCAAUGAGUUAAUAGCUCCAUUUAAAUGCGGAUUGAAAGCUAAAAAAAUCCACACCUCAAGCCAACUCUUAAAUGGGAGCUCGGAUGACACAAAUCCCGACAUGUUCGACUUUGGUGUCAUUACCCUAUGGGUGUCAGAAACAGAGGCAACAAUACGACUCAACUCUGUUCUUAUACCCAGAGACACGCAGGAAAACCGGACUGCCGCCACCGUCGCAUCAUCGGAAGGCCCUCACAACGCCACCGAAAACGACUUUGAAGAAAUCCCUUCACGAGGGUUGUAUUUGUGUGUAACCACUGAACACGAACACUCACCUGUGCUGUGGUCGCUGGUUAAAGAGGGUCUGAGCACCUACCAACUCAGUGGUUUGCGGCCUGAUACCAACUACUCCCUGUGUUUGACCCGCGAGGGGGAAGACUGUGAAGUGCAAGUGCUGUUCAGCACCAAAAAGAAGGUGCCGAAUCUGAUCAUCAUCAUCUCAGUCAGCAUCUGCCUUCUGACUGUGUCCACCGUUCCUCUUCUAGGAGCCAUAUGUUACCACUUGGUUCAUAAAUACCGCAGCAAAACGUACAAGCUGAUGCUAAAGGCCAGAGACCAGUACCAAAUGGAGAGGAACCGGGCAAGCACCGUCAACAUCCCACCACUAACUGAGUCUCAGAGGAAUAUACACGUCCAUCAACUGGACGAAGAGGAUGGGGGUACCGAGAGUCUGGAUGGAGAGAAGGAGGCAGAUACAGAAGAAAGCGUCAUGACUGACACUGCCACUUUGUCUCACUCAAAAGGGAAUUUGGAGGACUGCGAGGUCGGAUCAGACUUUAGCGAUAGGCUUCCUUUGGGGGCUGAAGCUGUCAGUAUCACGAGCAAUUAAAAAUGCGUACAACGGUAAACGGCGCAUUGUGCUGUUAUAAAUGAAGCGCACUCAGUAUUGUUUCACAUGGUGCCAGUGACAUUAGCGAUUUUAGUGUGUUGUGUGGAUGUGCUGAAAAUGUCAUCUGAGGGACCGUCGCACUUUUUGUCGACUGACCGGGCAACUAACUGACUAACUAACUAGACAAUCAAGCAACGUUUGAUGAAUGUAGCAGACACUUCAAAAGCAGAUUGUGAGAAAAGGGACAGCUGAUUUAAAAAAAAAAAAAAAAAAAAACUUGUCCAUUAUUGUU